Lobosporangium transversale is the source of this 1745-nucleotide messenger RNA. RefSeq names its product alpha amylase. The record is from RefSeq and is a predicted model, not a curated record. Gene Ontology annotation, biological process: carbohydrate metabolic process. Lineage: Eukaryota; Fungi; Mortierellomycota; Mortierellomycetes; Mortierellales; Mortierellaceae. The coding region runs from base 137 to 1651 and encodes 504 amino acids. Gene Ontology annotation, molecular function: calcium ion binding; hydrolase activity, hydrolyzing O-glycosyl compounds. The transcript has 6 exons.
CCCCCUCUUUCUUUGUUCCCCCUUCUCUUCCUCAAGCACAUUCAACAGCCGUUUCCAUUUCAAGCCGAUUAUUGGAGAUUCAGUAACACAACCGUUUCCAACCCCAAGCAUCCUUUAACAAAAAACUUGAUCAGCAAUGUCGCGCGACAACCAAAAUGUCACCAUGUUUCAGUUCUUUGAGUGGUACACACCAGCAGAUAAAAAGCAUUGGAAUCGUCUCAGGGAACAGGCCGAAUAUCUAAAUUCAAUUGGCCUCUCCAGCAUCUGGAUCCCCCCUCCCAUGAAGGGAACUUCCGAAUUUGAUGUCGGUUACGCGCCCUAUGACCUCUGGGAUUUCGGAGAAUUUGAACAUCAUGGUGUGGUUCCGACGAAAUAUGGGACCAAGGAUGAAUUAAAAGCAGCGAUCGAGGAAUGUCACAAACAUGGGAUGAAGAUUUAUCUCGACGCAGUUCUGAAUCAUAAAGCAGGAGGGGACGAAACCGAGGUCUUCAAAGCCGCUGUAGUCGCCAGUGAUGAUCGAAAUCGAGAGAUUGAACCUGCUCAUGAUAUUGAGGCCUAUACCAAAUUCACAUUCCCAGGACGAGGCAAGAAAUACUCUGAUUUCGAAUGGCAUUUCUAUCAUUUCACCGCAACCGAUUGGGAUUCACGGGCUCAGCGGAAGGCUGUCUUUCAGAUCAAGGGGGACCAUAAGGAUUUUGCAGAUGAUGUGGAUCAUGAGAAGGGUAAUUUCGAUUAUUUGAUGUGUAAUGAUAUUGAUUACAAGCAUCCGGAUGUUGUUCGUGAGACUGAGAAAUGGGCCGUCUGGUGUGUUAAUGAAUUCGGGAUUGACGGCUUCAGGAUUGACGCGCUUAAACAUGUGUCCACAGGGUUCAUUUCGCAUCUUUUGGAUUAUAUUCGCAAGAACACAGACAGAAAGGAUUUCUUUGGAGUUGGGGAGUACUGGAAAGACGAUGUGGACGAUUUGGACAGGACCCUUGAUACCAAUGGCGGGAUUCAUCUGUUUGAUGUUCCUUUGCAUUUCAAUUUCAUGCAGGCUAGUAAACAGGGACCUUCCUUUGAUAUGCGUUCCAUCUUUGACGAAACCUUGGUCAGAGUCGCUCCCAAAUGUACAGUCACCUUCAUUGACAACCAUGACACUCAACCAUUCCAGAGUCUAGAGAGUUAUGUCGAACCCUGGUUUAAACCCUUGGCUGCCGCUUUGAUCUGCCUCAGAUUCGAUGGUUUCCCAUGUCUCUUCUAUGGUGACUUUUAUGGCAUCGAGGCCAAAUCUCCUAAUGAGCCUCAUACUGCAAUCCCAGGCCAUAAAGCCAUGUUGACCCGUAUCUUAACAGCCCGUCGGGAUUAUGCUUAUGGUUCACAGCAGGAUUACUUUGAUCAUGGCAAUUGUAUUGGCUGGGUCCGAUAUGGGGAUGAACAUCAUCCAAGGGGCCUAGCCGUCUUGAUGUCUAAUUCGGAAGCUGGUUAUAAAUACAUGGAUGUUGGAGGGCCUAGUAAAGGUGGCCAAGUCUGGGUGGAUAUGAUGGGUUAUUGGCAACAGCCCGUAACGAUUAAUAAAGAAGGAUGGGGUAAAUUCCAGUGCCAUGCUGGGAGCGUUAGUAUCUGGGUGGAGAAAGAGGAGGGUAAAGAAUGGUCCACAGUUCAGGAAUCUUAGAAACAAAGAAAAAGGACGGGCCACAACCAACAUUCACAUUCACAUGAACAAUUCUUUUCUCCUUCGCCACAUUAUUUGAAGUGUCAAGUCGCCC